AUGCAAAAGGCAAUGAAAAGCGCAGAAUAUAUAAAAGCUAAUAAUGACUGGUUAGAUGCCCAAGCCAACGCCAAAGCAGCCCAACUUAUAGGGUCAAUAAGGACAAAAAUACAAGCGGAUGAAGACAGUUCAAAUGAAGCUUUAAUGAAUGCUGACUUUAAGAACGCCUUCGAAGCUCUUCAUAGUAAGGUGAAACUAGUGAACGACUUCUCAUCUGGAAAGAAACUGAAGUCUGAAGGUUUCGACAAAGAGUUAAGAGAAGUAGCACAAAAUAUGACGAAAAUAACAGAUGCAGCAACGAGACAGGCAGUUCAAAGUGCCUAUGACGCCGUUAGAGCAACUGUUGUGGAAAGUCAAGAAAAAGAGUUACAACAGACCAAAACAGACCUAGUAAAUGCUUUCUUAAGAACGAAAAGUCAGGUAGGACAUUAUGCUGCAGAUGGAACAUAUGUGCCAGCUGGUGGAACUUAUAUACCACCAAACCCUCCAAGAGAAGCACCUGCACCAGGACUACCUAAAACAUUUACAUCGUCACAUGGACACAGACACAGGCAUGCACCAAAACCAACAGUUCAAAACACUGCACCACAACCAACAGUUCAAAAUCCAGCACCACAACCAACAGUUCAAAAUCCAGCACCACAACCAACAGUUCAAAACCCUGCACAACAACAACCACAAACAGAGCAAGGACAUAAAAGAAGUAGAGAACAAGGAAACCAA
This is a messenger RNA of Trichomonas vaginalis G3, 723 nucleotides long. RefSeq names its product protein of unknown function, DUF4106 family. The transcript has a single exon. NCBI's taxonomy places the organism in Eukaryota, Parabasalia, Trichomonadida, Trichomonadidae. The record is from RefSeq and is a predicted model, not a curated record. The annotation marks the transcript as partial.